Cervus elaphus (red deer) is the source of this 1295-nucleotide messenger RNA. RefSeq names its product fibronectin type III domain containing 8 (gene FNDC8). The record is from RefSeq and is a predicted model, not a curated record. Gene Ontology annotation, molecular function: protein binding. Lineage: Eukaryota; Metazoa; Chordata; Mammalia; Artiodactyla; Cervidae. The coding region runs from base 63 to 1028 and encodes 321 amino acids. Gene Ontology annotation, cellular component: nucleus. The transcript is spliced from 4 exons.
UCUCUGCUUCCUGUCAGCUUGGUUGUCCUGCAUGGUGCCGGCUGCGGUCCCAAACAAACUCGAUGGCAUCACAGACAUUCUACAAAGUGGGAGAUGGGGAGGAGGCCCUGCUGAAGAAGGAAACCCUCAAUGUCUUGAAUGCACUCAAUCAAAUGUCGAAGCCCUUUCCAAACCCCAAGUCAAUGAACAGGACCGUCACGACCAAAGGCCUCCCGCUUUCCUCAAGGGGCAGUUUGGUGAACUUCUUAGAGGAGGAUGCCAUCAAUCUACCGAAGCACAUGCCAGUGGAGGAUUCCGAAUGCAGCUCCGAUGACACCAGCAUCUCCCCCAUGUCAUCUACCUUGUUGAAUCCCAUCAAGCUGGCCGUGACCCAGCCCAACAGCAGCUUCUUUGCGGGCAUGCUGGAGGGCGAGCUGAACAAACUCAGCCUCUCCUCGAUAGCCAAGGGCACAGAGAAGGGGCACCUGGCCCUCUGCCCCCAGUCUAAGUCCAAGAUGGCCCCUGGGGGCCUGCUGGACCUCGACAACCCUGAGGUGGACACAGACACGUCCUCGACGCCCUCAGAGUCCUCUGUGGUCUUGGAUGUGCCGGAGGCGCCCUUCAUCUGUGAACACACGGUCAGCGACUCCACAGCUGUGAUUUCCUGGACCUACGCCCCUGGCAAGCAGCAGGUCAGUUUCUACCAGGUCCUGUUACAGGAGGUGGUCAGGAAAAACAGCGGUGAGAUGCCCAAGGCAAAGAACCGCCCCUGGAUCUUCAAUAAAAUCCUGGGCACCACCGUCAAGCUGAUGGAGCUGAAGCCGAACACAAGUUACUGCCUCACCGUCCGCGCAGCCAACACCGCGGGGGUGGGGACGUGGUGCAAACCCUACAAAUUUGCAACCGUGGCCACUGACGUGAACAGCUUCCCCGAGAACAACCCCAUCCAGAUUACCGUGCAGCGCAAGGAGCCCCAGCGGAAGACCGUGUCCCUCGGGCUGGAGGACAUGCGCAGGCUCGAAGAUCUGGAACACCUCUUUCCUUACUAAGGGGGAGGGUCCCAGGAAGCCCCUCACCCACCUUCAGCUUCGGCCCAGGGCCCUCAGCAGUCAGAACCACGAGAUGCUCCACCAGCCGAGUCAGGGAACCAAAGACCACCCUGCUGGUCCCGGGCCUGGGGCCGAGGUUAGAGGGGAGCUCCGCUCACCCAGAGCCUCUGCAGGCCAGGCCAGAUCAGCCUCCACUGCCCGUAGCUGCUAGGCCUCCUCCCCCAGAUCUGGGCUGGUCCAGGUCCCUCAUUAAAACCUGCAGGUCAC